AUGGCGUGCGCGGGGAUCGACUUCGGCAACAAGACCUCCGUCGUGGCCAUCGCCCGACGCGGCGGCAUUGACAUCUGCUGCAAUGAAGUCUCCAACCGGGCCACCCCCUCCAUGGUCUCCUUCCAGGGCGCUGAGCGCCACAUCGGAGAGUCCGCCGCCUCGGUCGCCGCACAGAAUUACAAGAACACCGUCGGCUCGCUCCAGCGCCUGAUCGGCCUGCCGCGAGACACCCCCUUCACGGAAAGGGAAGCGAAACGGCUCACGUGUCCAGUCGUCGCAGACCCUGCUUCCGGCGCUUGCGUUGUUAAGGUCACUUACACGGGCGUCGAAGAUGAACAGCAGGCCGAGCAAGGCCAAACUUCGUUUACCACCCAGGCUCUGGUCGCCAUGCUCUUGUCUGAUUUGAUGAAGACGGCGUCAAAUGAGUACAAGGCCCCUGUUAAGGACCUUGUUAUCUCCGUCCCGGUGUACUAUACGGAGCCCCAACGCCGUGCCAUUCUCGACGCGGCGACCAUUGCCAAUGUUAACAUCCUUCGCGUUGUCAACGAACAUGCCGCCAUCGCUCUAUCCUACGGUAUCUUCCGUACCAAGGAGCUUCCGGAUACAAAACCCAUCAAGGUCGCCUUUGUCGACAUCGGCGAGGCUAGCACCACAGUUUCCAUCACCGCUUUCACAAACACUCGCAGCGACGUCCUCGCCGUCGCUUCGGACCCCAGCCUCGGUGGCAGGGAUCUCGACGACAUUCUCGUCAACAAGUUUGCUGAGGAGUUCAAGACCAAGUACUCCAUUGAUGUGCUCAGCAAGCCAAAGCCGUCUCUCCGCCUUCGAAAGGAAUGCGAGAAGAUCAAGAAGAUUCUUAGCACAGUGCCUAACGCCUCUCUCAACAUCGAGUGUCUCAUGAAUGAUGUCGAUGUGAAGGGCACUAUCUUGAGGGACGAAAUGGAGGAGAUUGCCGCCCCACUCAUUGCCCGCAUCCGCGAUUUGUGUGACAAAGCUAUUGCCGACGCCAGUCUCAAACCCGGUGAGAAUCUCACUGCCGUUGAAAUCGUUGGCGGUAGCACCCGUGUCCCGGCGUUCAAGGCUGUCAUCACGGAAACGUUUUCCAAAGUAGGCGCUGUGGUGCGCACCACUUUGAAUGCCGACGAAUGCAUUUCUCGAGGCUGUGCACUCAUGUCCGCUAUGCUCUCGCCAGCCUUCAAAGUGCGUGAUUAUGUCGUCAGUGACAUUGCCACUCACGCCCUUGAUGCCGAAAAGGUUUUCACGGAUGGCAGCACGCCAGAGUCAUUCACUCUGGUACCGAAGGGUAACACGAUCCCGUGCCUAAAGGCAAUGACAUUCAAGUCUCCGGGACCGCUUACCGUCAGCGUGCGAUACAGUGAUGUUGCAGCCCUUGCAAUUGGCGAGGAAGGCGUGCAGAUCUGUAGUUACCUCGUUGACGCACCCAUGGACCUGGAGGCCAAAGUUCGCGCGAAGAUCCGCGUCACCGCGAACGGCACUGUGGAACUGGCUAGUACGCAGCUGAUGAAGGAAGUUGAGGUUGAAGAAGAAGUCCCUAUCAAGGUUGAGGAGAAGCCAACUGCGGAUACCCCUGCGGUGCCAGCUGGAACUGCACCAGCCGAGCCAUCCCCUGCCGCUGAUACUCCAAUGACCGACGCCUCCGCCGACAAGACUCCCGCUAAACCCGAGGAGCCAGCAGAAGCAGCGCCCCCCGCGCCCGAACAGGCGAAGGAGGAGGCCCCAAAAAUGGAGAAGCGAUUGGUGAAGAAGACGAAGCUAUCAGAUCUCCCGGUAACGAGACUACCGGGCAUUGGGCAUGGUCUGACUGCCGAACUGGUAAUGGCUGCGACUGAGAAGGAGGCAAAGAUGAGGGCAAAUGACCUGUACAUCAGGGAGCGCUCUGAAGCCAUGAACUCGCUGGAGGCCUACGUGUAUGACUUGAGAAGUCGAAUCGACCCGUACAGUGGUGACCUGAAGGACUUUGGACCAGAGGAUAUGCGCAAUGCGUUGAAGGUCGAUCUCGACGCGACUGAGGAGUGGAUCUACUCGGAAGAAGCCGAGGCUUCGUCCAAGAGCGCUUUUGUCAAGAAGAAGAACGAACUUGUGCAGAAGGCAAGUAAAAUCUUCUUUAGAAAGAAAGAGUUUGAAGAGAGGCCCGUUCGAGUCAGCGUGUUGGAGGCUUCUAUUCAGAACUACAAGCAAGUUGCAGUGCCAGGGGCCGAAGAGUACGCUCAUAUCGCGGAUGAAGAAAAGAACAAGCUGUUGAAGUGUGCUGAGAGCACGUACGUAUGGCUGAAAGAGCAGCUGAAGAAGCAAGAACCUUUGGCAAAGGACCAGGAUCCUAUUUUGACAUGCACCGACCUAAACACCAAACUCACAGAACUGGAUAGGGUUUGCAGGCCGAUUCAAAACACUCCAAAGCCAAAACCGAAGGUUGAAGAGAAGAAACCUGAAGAAAAGGAUGUGGAUAUGAUGGAAGAGGCUUCAGCGAACACACCUCCAAACGGGAAUGGCGCGGAGAAGGCCGAAGCGGUCCCCAACGCGAAACCAGCAGAGGCGCCGGCUCUAAAUGGUGAGAAUGCGAAAAUGGAAGUGGACGACCAGCCCGCUACUGCUGCAAAGGUAUAGAAACGGGAUGUGUAUUGUGUAGAACACUAGGCUUUCUGUGAGUAGUUUUCACUGUGCUGUAGUUUUGGCUGUCGAUAACGCUGUUGAGAGUCAGGGUGACGUCAGUUUUGAUUUAUUCGAGCAGCCGAUGACGAGAUUAUCCGUCAGAAAUGCUGUUGUCGCCAGGGCAAGAUAGUGGGUCAAAGCGAUGCUAUGAGUGCUGCCGGUCAGCAAAACUUGUAGUAUUGCGACAGUUAGCUGCAGCCUGGCUGGGCGAUAAAGACGGAUCAGGUCACUGUCAGAGUGUGUCCUACGAUGCACUUCUGAUCUGGUCCUUGGUUCUUGGUUUU
Messenger RNA from Chondrus crispus (carragheen), 2954 nucleotides. RefSeq lists its product as hypothetical. Gene Ontology annotation, molecular function: ATP-dependent protein folding chaperone; ATP binding. Gene Ontology annotation, biological process: protein folding. The coding region runs from base 1 to 2625 and encodes 874 amino acids. The transcript is spliced from 2 exons. Gene Ontology annotation, cellular component: nucleus; cytosol. Lineage: Eukaryota; Rhodophyta; Florideophyceae; Gigartinales; Gigartinaceae. The record is from RefSeq and is a predicted model, not a curated record.